This is a messenger RNA of Sceloporus undulatus (fence lizard), 2340 nucleotides long. Its product is annotated as solute carrier family 2, facilitated glucose transporter member 11-like. Gene Ontology annotation, biological process: monosaccharide transmembrane transport. NCBI's taxonomy places the organism in Eukaryota, Metazoa, Chordata, Lepidosauria, Squamata, Phrynosomatidae. The record is from RefSeq and is a predicted model, not a curated record. Gene Ontology annotation, molecular function: hexose transmembrane transporter activity. Gene Ontology annotation, cellular component: membrane.
AGGGAGGGAGGGGAGGCCAAGGGGGCCAUGGAGGACGGAGACCCCCCGCAGCCCCCCGCCUCUCCGCCGGAAGAUCCGCGCAUGCGCCGCCAGGUCCAGGGCCGGGUCCUGAUCCUGGCGAUCUGCGCAGCUGGCAUCGGGGGCUCCUUCCAGUAUGGCUACAACCUCACCAUCAUCAACGCUCCCACCCAGCCCAUCCAGGCCUUCAUCAAUCAGACGUGGCUGGAGCGGACAGGGGCCCCUCUGGCCGGCCCUGGGGUCACUCUGGCCUGGUCCCUGGCCGUCUCCCUCUUCCCUCUCGGGGGGCUGGCUGGAGCCCUGCUGGCCGGACCCUUGGCCCUCAGGCUGGGCAGAAAGAAAUCCCUGCUUCUGAACAACGCCUUCGUCCUCCUCUCGGCCGUGAUGGUGGUCAGCAGCCGGGCAGCCAAGGCCUUUGAGAUGAUCCUCCUUGGACGGUUCCUGGCCGGAGUCAACGCUGGGGUGGGGAUGAGCAUCCAGCCCAUGUAUUUGGGGGAGAGCGCCCCCAAGGACCUCCGGGGGUCCGUGGCCCUGACAUCCGCUUCCUUCACGGCCCUCGGCCUCGUUGCGGGGCAGGUGGUUGGACUCAAGGAGGUCCUGGGUGCGGAAGAGGCCUGGCCGCUCCUCCUCGCCAGCAACGCGCUGCCAGCGCUGAUACAGCUGCUUCUCCUGCCCUGGGCCCCUGAGAGCCCCCGAUUCCUCCUGAUCGACCGGGGAGACCCCGACUCCUGCCUCGCCGCUUUGCGUAGCCUUCGGGGGGGAGGUGACCUGGCGGCCGAGAUGAAGGAGCUGCUGGCCGAGGGGGCCGCUGUCCAAGGGAAGACCCCUCCGGCCCCUUGGGACCUCUUCUGUGACCGCAGCAUCCGCCGGCAGCUCCUCUCCAUCGUGGUCCUCAGCAGUGCCAUGCAGCUUUGCGGAAACGACUCGAUGUACUCCUACGCCUCCUACAUCUUCCGGGCAGCCGGCAUCCCUGAGGACAAGAUCCAGUACUGGAUCAUCGGCACCGGCACCUGCGAGCUCCUGACAGCUGUCACUUGCACGCUGGUCAUUGAGAGAUCCGGUCGGAGGGCACUGGUGGUCAGUGGAUACAGCCUCAUGGCUGUCUGGGCUGUCAUCUUCAUGGUUGCCCUCUCUCUGCAGGACCGCCUGCCCUGGGCCCCCUACCUGAGCAUGGCCUGUAUCUUUGCCUACAUCCUCAGCUUUGGCAUUGGACCAGCCGGUGUGACGGGCAUCAUCCCCACCGAGAUCUUCGACCAGGUCUCCCGGCCGGCCGCCUACGUCGUCUCCGGGUCGCUCCUCUGGACCAGCCUCUUCCUGGUGGGGACAGCUUUCCCUUUCAUUGUGGAGGGCCUGGGGCACUUCUGCUACCUCCCUUUCCUGGCGGUCUGCGUCUGCACUGCCCUCUACGUCGGCCUCUUCCUCCCAGAGACAAAAGGGAAAACGUUCCUGGAGAUCUCUGAGGAAUUCAGAAAGUGCAACUUCGGGGGGGGGCCGAAGUGUCCUCUGAGGAUCCCUGGAAGGCUCCAGCGGAGGAAGAGGAAGAGAAGGGGAAGAGAUCCACUGCCCUGUAGCCUGCCUCGUUUUCCCUCCUGAGAGGGAAGUUUUGCACUUUGACUUCUGUUUCCAGCAACUGAAACACACAAAGGACAAAGAGAGUGAAGCCAGGACCCUUCAAGAGCAGCCAAGAAAAUGGGGAGGCAGGCGGUCAGUCAAGACUUUGGGGGGGUACGGACGCCCUUGAUCUCGUUUCCCUUUCUGACGCUGGGAUGGAGAGGAUUGCCUCAGGCAAUGAGCUCAUGCAUUUUAAUAUAUAUAUAUACAGUAUAUAUUACAUGGGUUUCACAUUGUUGCACGAAUAGAAAUGCUAUCUCCAAAAUGAUUUGAUGAUGAUGAUGAUUCAAAGAGCAUUAGUUUUAUCAGAAGUAAAUCCCUGCAAAGCUCUCUUUUCCUUUCUCCCUCUUUCCUUUUCCCCUCGAUUCCUCUCUUCCUCUCCAGCCCAAAUCUACCUCUGCAUUUUAUUCUCCCUCUGAGAUCCUGGAAAUCAAGAUGCACUUUUAUCAGGUUUAUAAAGUAGCAAGAGGGUUGUUUUUCUAAAAUCCUGGUGCGAUUAGGUUUUUAUUAUUUAUCAAUAAUUGACAAGUAUUGAGCUGUUAGUAAGUCCAGGAGCCUUUGCAUGGCUAGAUGCCAAAUGAUGCCUGUCUAUGGUCAGCACUGCAAUAUGUGUGAAUGCAAUAGUUCUGACAAAGGCAAAUGCUCAGGGAAAGAAGAAAACGGAGCCAAUGUGUGCAAUGCACUAAUGGGAAUAAAAUGAUUAAAUCUCCA